ACAGGGAAUUUCCAGUGGGGAAGGAAAUCAACUUUAUGAACAACUGAGACAACUUACUGUCACCUGCAGGACUUUUGAUUCUCGGACUUUGACACAUAUCGAUUUUGUUCGCGGAGAAUAAAAAAUAAUUGUAGUUCUAUAAACUUUACUGACGUAAAGCGUCAUGACGUACUCCAAUUAAACCCAGUUAUUGUAAAUGGAUCCACUGGUGCAGCAUGUGCAUGGCGAAAUGAUGUGCAGAAGUUAUCUGAACUGAGCUGGAUUCAGGUCUGUCACUCAUAGUUCAUGUUGAAGGAUUCAGACUUUUGACGUGACGUAGCUAACCAGUUGAAGAGUUGAGUUUGACCUUUGCUGUUGACCUUUGCAGACAUCAUGGCUGGAGACGACCACUACCUUCACGCCUCCAACCCGAUCUUUGAGAAUCUGAUGAUGGACGCCGGGUGGGAAUAUCAACAUUUUCCUGCCAUAUCUCAGACGUCGUCUCUGCGGACAGUGGACGGACCCUUCCUGCAGAUCCUCGAGCAGCCGAAGCAGCGUGGCUUCAGGUUCAGGUACGGCUGUGAAGGUCCGUCUCACGGCGGCUUGCCGGGAGCCUCCAGCGAGAAGAACAGGAAGACCUACCCCACCGUCAAGGUCUGUAACUACCAGGGUCCGGCCCGGGUGGUGGUCCAGCUGGUGACGGCGCUGACGCCCCACCCUCAGCUGCACGCUCACAGUCUGGUGGGAAAACAGUGCGACAAGGGAAUCUGCAUCGCCGACCUGCAGCCCAAAGACUCCAGCAUCAGUUUUCCCAACCUGGGGAUCCUCCAUGUGACGAAGAAGAACGUGGCGAAGACUCUGGAGGAGAGGAUGAUCGAGGCCUUGAGGAUGGGAUACAACUGCGGCGUCUCCAUCCACCCCGAGAUCGACGCCCAGCAGGGGGAGGUCCGAGUCCCCCGAGACCUCACGGACCACCAGCGCGGCGUGAUCAGCAGCGCGGCGUCCCUGCAGGCUAAAGAGAUGGACCUCAGCGUGGUUCGACUCAUGUUCACGGCGUUCCUCCCCGACAGUGACGGAGGUUUCUCCAGACGACUGGAGCCCGUCGUGUCGGAGCCGAUCUACGACAGCAAGGCUCCGAACGCCUCCAACCUGAAGAUCGUGAGGAUGGAUCGGACCGCCGGCUGCGUGACCGGAGGAGAGGAAGUCUACCUGCUCUGUGACAAAGUCCAGAAAGAUGAUAUCCAGGUUCGGUUCUUUGAAGAAGACGACUCGGGUCUGACCUGGGAGGCGCUGGGAGAUUUCUCCCCGACAGACGUCCACAGACAGUUCGCCAUCGUCUUCAAGACUCCGAAGUAUCGAGACCAGAACCUGCAGAAGCCGACGUCUGUGUUCGUGCAGCUGAAGAGGAAGUCUGACAACGAGACCAGCGAGCCCAAACCCUUCACCUACCACCCUCAGAUCAUAGACAAAGAGGAAGUGCAGAGGAAGAGGCAGAAGACGUUGCCGAACUUCCAGGACUUCAGCGGUCACGGAGGAGGAGGAGGAGCGGGUCUGUACCGAGGAGGAGGAGGAGGUCCUGCUGCAGGAGGAGGCCCCGGCUCUGCAGGAGGAGGAGGAGGUUACUUCCAGGGAUUCUCCACCUAUAACUACGGAGGAGGUGCAGGAGGAGGAGGAGGAGGAGGAGGAGGUUUCCCUACCGGAUACUCAGCUGGUCUGGGAGGAGGUGGAAUCAAACAUGCCGCUCGUGGCGACGCAGCAGACGACAGCGGUGACGACAGCGAUCCAGACAACGACUCGGCGUCGGGGACCGUGCUGCGAGAUCCAGCCCAGCCAGGAGGCCUGGCGGUGGGGGAGGAUCCUGAGGAGGGAGGGGUCGGUGCGGAGCCAGAACCAGACAGAGUGUGUGAUGUGGACGAGCGGUUGGUUCAGGUGACCAGCAGACAGUUGGAGGCUCUGUUCCAGUAUUCAGUUACAGGUGACUCGGCGUACCUGCUCGCCCCACAGCGCCCCCUGAUGACCGCACAGGACGAGGACGGAGACACUGGGCUCCAUCUGGCCGUCCUCCACAGCCAGCAGGAGGCGCUGAAGAGUCUGACUCAGGUUGUUUCUGCUCUGCCUGGAGAGGAGGUGCUCAACAUGAGGAACCACCUGUACCAGACUCCUUUGCACCUGGCUGUAAUCACCCAGCAGAGGGAGGCGGUGGAGGCGCUGCUGUUGGCCGGCGCUGACCCGACUCUGACAGAUCGUCAUGGUAACACGGCGCUCCACCUGGCAGCCCAGCAGGAGGGAAGAGGAGGGAUGGUCAAGCUUUUACUACAACACAGAGAGCUGAGAGGACUGCUGAACCACACCAACACAGCAGGUCUGUGUGCGAUCCACCUGGCGGUUCUGGCCAAUCAGCUGUCCUCUCUGAGGGAGCUGCUGGAGGGCGGGGCGAACGUGGAGGAUCAGGAGCGCAGCUGUGGGCGGACCGCGCUCCACCUCGCCACCGAGGCCGACAACGUGUCGCUGGCCGGCUGCCUGCUGCUGGAGGGUAAUGCCAAGGUUGACUGCUGCACCUUUAAUGGCUCCACCCCCCUCCACAUCGCCGCAGGGCGGGGCUCCAUCAAGCUAACGGCUCUCCUGAUGGCUGCAGGCGCGGACCCUCAUAAAGAGAACUAUGAGCCGCUGUACUUCAGUGAGGAGGAGUGCUGCGAUGAAGAGGAUGAAGAUGAAGGCUACAUCCCAGGAACCACUCCUCUCAACAUGGCCACCACCUCUCAGGUGUUGGAGCUUCUGAACGGUAAAAAGUACGAACCAAAAACUCCCCACAGAGCCUUCAUCCCUCCUCAAGGCGACCUGGCGAGUCUGAACGUGGAGGUGAAGCAGGCCGUGUGUCGCACUCUGGAGAGUGAAGGAUGCUGGGAGAAUCUGGCUCACAGUCUGGGUCUCGGGAUCCUCAACACGGCCUUCAGACUGAGUCCGUCUCCCGCCAAAACACUGCUGGACAGCUACGAGGUUUCCGGCGGGACGGUCAGAGAUCUGCUGGCUGGUCUGAGGUCAGUCGGCGAGUGCAGAGCGCUGAGCGUCCUGGAGGAGGCGCUGUGUCGCCACGACGACGAGGAGGAGGAAGAGGAGGAAACGACCGAUGACACGACCGGUGAAGCUCUGUGCGCUCAGGUUCAGGAUCUGAAGGUGGACGUUCGGAUCGACAGCGGGGUGUGUGACAGCGGGGUGGAGCUCUCCACAGCGUAACCAUCUGAUUGGUCCGUCUCCAGCCGGGUAUCAGGGAAAGCACAAUCCAUCAUCCAUCCAUCAAUCAAUCAUCCAUCAAUCAAUCAACCAUCCAUCCAUCC
Thunnus maccoyii (southern bluefin tuna) is the source of this 3314-nucleotide messenger RNA. It is a transcript of the gene nfkb1, whose product is annotated as nuclear factor of kappa light polypeptide gene enhancer in B-cells 1. Gene Ontology annotation, molecular function: RNA polymerase II cis-regulatory region sequence-specific DNA binding; protein binding; DNA-binding transcription factor activity, RNA polymerase II-specific. Gene Ontology annotation, cellular component: cytoplasm. The coding region runs from base 373 to 3213 and encodes 946 amino acids. NCBI's taxonomy places the organism in Eukaryota, Metazoa, Chordata, Actinopteri, Scombriformes, Scombridae. The record is from RefSeq and is a predicted model, not a curated record. Gene Ontology annotation, biological process: inflammatory response; canonical NF-kappaB signal transduction; non-canonical NF-kappaB signal transduction. The transcript is spliced from 24 exons.